Molecule: messenger RNA, 829 nt
Organism: Cynara cardunculus var. scolymus (artichoke)
Lineage: Eukaryota; Viridiplantae; Streptophyta; Magnoliopsida; Asterales; Asteraceae
Product: protein PEROXIN-4
Exons: 6
Coding region: 106-579 (157 amino acids)
Source: RefSeq, a predicted model, not a curated record
CAUCAAUCCAUCACGCCAUAGUCCAUAGAUCGAAACAAUCAUCUGUGUUCUUUCCUUGACUCCAUUUCAGUCGGAGAUUUUCAGGAAGAUAAGAAAUUACAUAAAAUGCAGGCAUCAAGAGCAAGACUUUUUAAGGAAUACAAGGAGGUGCAAAGGGAGAAAGUAGCCGAUCCAGAUAUCCAACUUGUUUGUGACGAUUCCAACAUAUUUAAAUGGACGGCACUUAUCAAGGGACCAUCAGAAACUCCUUAUGAAGGCGGGGUUUUUCAGCUUGCGUUUUCUGUUCCAGAGCAAUAUCCCUUACAGCCUCCUCAAGUGAGGUUUUUGACUAAAAUAUUUCAUCCAAAUGUACAUUUCAAGACUGGAGAAAUUUGUCUGGAUAUCCUGAAGAAUGCUUGGAGUCCUGCUUGGACACUCCAAUCUGUCUGUAGGGCUAUAAUUGCUUUAAUGGCCCAUCCAGAACCUGAUAGCCCAUUGAAUUGUGAUUCAGGAAAUCUUCUUCGAUCUGGUGAUGUACGAGGAUUUCAGUCGAUGGCUAAGAUGUAUACGAGGCUUGCAGCCAUGCCCAAGAAAGGUUGAAUCAUCAUCAUCAUCUUUUUCUUCGUGUAAGAGUCCAUAUGACCAAUCAUAUUGUAUUUGUACUUGUUUGUUAUGAAAUUGGGAAGAUGUAUAUGGAAGAUCCUCCCUCUAUGGCAAGUAGCUAUGAUAUGAAAUGUUAAGGCAACUUAACAGACACAUGCAUAUGCAUAUCAUAUAUCAUAUAUGAUUGAUUCUAAUAAGCAUCUUUCUGUUGGAAUCCAUAAUGCAAAGGUGGUUGAUUGGUUGGUUU